Messenger RNA from Electrophorus electricus (electric eel), 2025 nucleotides. RefSeq names its product E3 ubiquitin-protein ligase rififylin. Gene Ontology annotation, cellular component: cytoplasm; plasma membrane. The record is from RefSeq and is a predicted model, not a curated record. Gene Ontology annotation, biological process: negative regulation of extrinsic apoptotic signaling pathway via death domain receptors; proteasome-mediated ubiquitin-dependent protein catabolic process; protein K48-linked ubiquitination. Lineage: Eukaryota; Metazoa; Chordata; Actinopteri; Gymnotiformes; Gymnotidae. Gene Ontology annotation, molecular function: ubiquitin protein ligase activity.
CUGUCGCGUGAGUAUGACUGGAUGUCCGAGGGCUCGUACCUAGCUACCUUUAUUAGACCUCUCGUUAGUUAGUGCAGUCGGACGUUCAUGUGCGAUUCAUGUGGGCCUGCUUAUAGGAUUUCGAGAUGGCUAUCACUAAGGGGACCUGCUCGUGGUGUUUUGGAAAGGGGCAUGAGAGCCUCCCAUUAUAGCUGUCUCUGUGUGGACACGACCGCCACCGUGGAAGAAAACAGCAGUUCAUGGCGCCAGGCCUACACAAACUCGGGCUACAACCCCUCUCCAACAUCACCCGAACAGUUGUGCAAGGCCUGUGGUGGCCAAUUUGACACAUCAAGAAGGAAUGCGUGUGUGGACUGCAGAAACCUCUUUUGCAGCCGCUGUUGGGAGCAGCCAGAGCUGCUCAGGCCCCAGCUGUGCCCCACGUGCCAGCGAUUCCACAGCACAGGGUUCGAGCGUGCCGAGCUCAUGCGGCUGAAGGUGAAGGAGCUGCGUGACUACCUGCACCUGCACGAGGUCUCCACGCAGAUGUGCCGUGAAAAAGAGGAGCUAGUGGAGCUGGUGCUAGACCAACAUGCCCCAACCACAAGUAGCUGUAGCACCGGCAGCAGCAAUUCCGUCUCUCAGGCUGGUGCUGCUGCAGACCCUUGCCUGCCAGCCGAGGAGCUUGAGCCUCUCACUGAGGAGGAGGAGGAGGAGGAGGAAGAAGAAGGUGAAGGUGAAGAUGAUGAAGACGACGACGACGAUGAGGAGUCCACAGACAGUGAAGAGACCCUGGUGCACAGCCGCAGGGCCUCUCUGUCAGAUCUGAGCAGCGUGGAAGACAUUGAGGGCCUCAGUGUGCGGCAGCUAAAAGAAAUCCUGGCACGCAAUUUCGUCAACUACAAGGGCUGCUGUGAGAAGUGGGAGCUAAUGGAGAGGGUCACACGGCUCUUUAAUGACCAGAGAGACCUCCACAACCUGGUUUCAAAUACCAAAAAGGAAACCAGCACAGCGGAGCUGGCUGAGCCCGUGGGCCAGGAGGAGAACCUGUGUAAGAUCUGCAUGGACUCGCCCAUUGACUGCGUGCUGCUGGAGUGCGGCCACAUGGUCACCUGCAGCAAGUGCGGCAAACGCAUGAGUGAGUGCCCCAUCUGCAGGCAAUACGUGGUACGCGCCGUCCACGUGUUCAGGGCCUGACGCCAGGGCAGCAAGGAACCCAGGAGCCUGCAUGCACAGAGCUCCUAUAGAGGAGGUGUGCACCCCACCUUCUGCUGCUCUUGGGAACUCACGGGAGUCUUGGGGAUUUGCCCUCCCUUUGGUUUGAUUUCCUAUAUUUCCAUUCUUGCUGAGAGUUUUUGUUGUUGAUGUUUUGAUUGGUUUUGUUUAGUCCAGGGGUUUAGCUCCUGCUCCAGCCUAGCAGAUUGUAUGUGUUGAUCAUUUGAUUUCCAAGAUUGUUUGCUUUCCCAUUGCUGUCCGCUUUGCCUUGUCUAUCUGUACUUGCGCAUUGACACAGGGCUGAUUAACAGGGUUCAUGUUGCGUUUUGAUAACUACAUUUACUCUCUUGCCAUCUCUGCAAUACUGUAUUUUACACACUGUGUUUUAUCAGAUGUUCAGCAAUUUAUCAGUGCUUUGAAGUCCAUGCAAAGAUAUGGCUACAGCUACGCAAGCCAACUUUUCAGCUUCAGAGAAACAGCUAGUGUGUGGUCUUCGUGCACACUUCUGUGCAACUUUCAGGCUUCUGGAUCUCGAGCCUUACCUCUUCUGUUCCAGCUUUUUCUUGCCCACUGUCUCUCUGUGGUGCGUUUGCACACAGAGACGCAUGGUGCUCAGGUGGGGCCACAUCACUGCAAAACCGCAACAGCCAAACUGUUAGUCUUUGGCAUGAUUAGACGAGCUGUCGUCUCCAUUGCUUCUUAUGCACAGUUCUGCUAACCUAAUGGUUUCCGGAUGGUUCCGUGGUCUUCCCUCAAAUCCACUCAGCUGUAACACUAGCCUUGUCUGUGAUAGGUAUAAGGUGCUCUUAUUACUGCCCACGCAUCCAUGUA